Molecule: messenger RNA, 509 nt
Organism: Pecten maximus
Lineage: Eukaryota; Metazoa; Mollusca; Bivalvia; Pectinida; Pectinidae
Product: cytochrome P450 20A1-like
Exons: 3
Coding region: 1-423 (140 amino acids)
Cellular component (GO): membrane
Molecular function (GO): oxidoreductase activity, acting on paired donors, with incorporation or reduction of molecular oxygen; iron ion binding; heme binding
Source: RefSeq, a predicted model, not a curated record
AUGCGACAGAUUGUGAAUGAGACGCUAAGAUGUGCCACCAUCGCCCCGUAUGCCGCUCGUUUUCAAGAUUUUGAUUCGGAACUCGGAGGGCACAUGAUACCAAAGAAUACGCCUGUGAUCCAAGCCUUGGGCGUAGCGCUGAAGAACGAGAAGUAUUGGCCCCUCCCAAAUGAAUUUGACCCGGACCGCUUCAGCCCAGAAAACAUAAAGAAUAGACCACCUAUGUCGUUCCAGCCAUUUGGAUUUGCCGGAAGGCGUGUCUGCCCUGGAUAUCGGUUUGCCUAUGCAGGGGCAACAGUCUGUCUGGUGACCUUGCUAAGUAAAUUCAAAAUCAAAUUAGUGGGUGAUCACGUGCCUAACCCCGUUUAUGGACUGGCCACUCACCCAGAGGAGGAAAUAUGGGUCAACAUUGAAAAGCGAUAAUUUGUAUGGUCAAUAGCAUCUAAUGAAAACAGGCUUAAAAUGGAAAGUGAUGAUGAAGGGAGAUUUUUGUGUUUUAUGUAAACAGA